ACACUUUAGAGGGCCUUGGCCUAGUGGGGAGAUCUUAAAGGGGACGGGGAAGUGAAGGAAGAAUUGACUGGCACCAAAGAGAAACUGGCGGGGGCUAGGGAGCAUGCUGGUGGCCCCAUCAUUGACAAGGAAGAUGUAGGCACCAAGAGGAUGAACUAUGGCACUGCUGUGGUGAUAGACAAUGGGUCUGCAGUGCUGAAGGUGGGCUUGGCGGGGAACAGGGAGCCCCAGUUCAUUUAUGCCAACAUAACAGGCCGAGCCAAGGGCAAAGCUGGGGCUUCAGAAAACUCACAGAGGGAUCUGUUUGUGGGUGAGGAAGCCCAGGCCAGGAGAUGUGCCCUCUCCAUCAGCUAUCCAGUGGAACGGGGCGUUGUCACCUCCUGGGCAGACAUGGAGGCAAUGUGGAGGAAUGUUUACGAACAUAACUUGAAAAUGAAGGCUCACGAGAGCCCAGUGAUGCUCACAGAGCCAGCACUCAACCCUCUGGCUAAUAGGGAAAGGAUGACCGAGUUAUUCUUUGAGAGUUUUGAGGUACCAGCUCUUUAUGUCUCUAUCCAGUCUGUCCUGGCUCUCUUUGCCUCGGGCUAUACAACAGGGUAUGUGCUGGAUUCAGGCGCUGGUAUAUCCCAAUGUGUGCCCAUCUUUGAAGGUUACUGCCUACCUCAUGGUGUCCUUCGGUUGGAACUGGCUGGACGAGAUCUCACCGAGUACCUUAUUAAACUCCUCCAAGACCAUGGCAUCUUGCUGCUCAGCCCAUCAGACAAAAAGGUUGUCAAUCACAUCAAAGAGAACUACUGUUAUGUGGCUGCCAACUUUGAUGAGGAACUGACUAAGAAUCCCGCCAUAUUGGAGAAAGCUUACAAGCUGCCUGAUGGGAAGACCAUCAAACUCCAUGAUGAAAUGUUCCGAUGCCCAGAGAGCCUUUUUCUUCCAGGGCACCUGAAUUUGGAGGCUCCUGGCAUUGAUAAGCUCUGCUUCAAUAGUAUAAUGAAGUGUGACACAGAUUUAAGAAACACCUUCUUCUCCAAUAUUGUCCUUGCAGGGGGAUCAACCUGUUUCUCUGGUUUAGACAAGAGACUAGUAAAAGAGCUGGCCCUCAUGGUGCCUGCCAACACUUCUGUGAGGGUUUCUGCCCCACCAGACAGGAAAAUAUCUGUGUGGAUGGGAGGCUCUAUUCUUGCCUCCCUCUCAGCCUUUCAAGAUAUGUGGAUCACUGCUGCAGAAUUUAAAGAGGUCGGAGCCAACAUAGUACAUCAGCGAUGCUUCUGAAAAUUCAUUACUGAUAAGAUGCUAAGGAAAAAAAUGUGUGUGCAUGAAACAAAGAAUAUGUGAAAAAGAAAGAAAGACAGAGAGACAGAGAGAGAGAGAGAGAGAGAGAGAGGAAGAGGAGAGAAUUUGAAGAGAUUUUACCUAAUUUUUUUCUGGGAGAGUAGAAGACAUUUUAGCUAUACCUUUGCUCCAAUUCCAAAAUAAAACACGGAAGGGAAAAAAUAAUGACUAUUUAUUGGAUAAUUAAGCAGCAAAUAGUUAUCAGGUACCUGCUCUGCAAAUAUGAGUUGAACAUCUAAUUGACAGCACUCCAAGCUCUGGGUUUACACAGUUGUAUAGUUUCAAACUUGGGGAACAGCCCCCAAGUUACUUUUUUUUAGCCAAGAAACCCAUUUAUCCAAAUUAUAACAAAACAAAAAUCAGAGAAAGUGUACAUGGGAAAAUACAUACCAUACAACACAGAAUCAAGGAGCUCUCCCAUUGGGAAUGAGGUAAUUCAGCUCAAACAAAAGUCUUAGAUCUCUCUCAAGCAGAAAUUCCUAGAGCCUAGUGUAGUAAGUUGGGGAUACAGACAUGAUGAAGACCACUGGCACUUUCUUUUAUUGGCUUCUCCCCAGUCUUUUCUUGCUGAAUGUCAACAGUGCCUGAAGCCUGAAGAAUCCUGAAAAGACUCUUGAGCUCAAAGACAGCGAGCCUCUCCUCUUUCCCAGUCUAGACAGUGGUGCUCACACAGGUGCAGGGUGUUGAUCUCCACCAGGGAGGAGAGUGUCCUAUACCAGCCGGAUUUGGGACUCCCCAAGUUACUUUCUGGUUCAUUUUCCUCCAUCCCAGGUUUCCCUGAGAACCGCAGUUUAGCUUAAAUCUAGGUCUCCCCAGUGACCAUUAAAAGUGCCCUCAGCUGUUAUGCAUGUACCCAAAUCACAAUGUAUUUGGGAAAGAGAACAGCUUUGAUUUUACCCCAGAGACUAUUAUACAAUACAAAGGGCUCAUAGUAACCUUUUAACCACUAAAACUAAAAAAAGAAAACAAUUCUC
Messenger RNA from Trichosurus vulpecula (common brushtail), 2303 nucleotides. It is a transcript of the gene ACTRT3, whose product is annotated as actin related protein T3. The coding region runs from base 151 to 1269 and encodes 372 amino acids. Lineage: Eukaryota; Metazoa; Chordata; Mammalia; Diprotodontia; Phalangeridae. The record is from RefSeq and is a predicted model, not a curated record. The transcript has 2 exons.